Protopolystoma xenopodis is the source of this 249-nucleotide messenger RNA. The record is from the annotation of a GenBank genome assembly. NCBI's taxonomy places the organism in Eukaryota, Metazoa, Platyhelminthes, Monogenea, Polystomatidea, Polystomatidae.
AUGUCUUGUCUGCAUGUAAAUAGCCUUCACUUCUCUUCUGUCGGACUCUUUGAUCUUGACCUUUCAUCUCGGCGGGUGGAGCAUGUGCUCGUCGGGCUUUGCGAUUCCGUCGCCAGGCCCACACCCGCCCACCGCUGCUUGUCCGCUUCUUUAGUAAUCACACCGCUUCAGGCAUUGUGUCAGGUGCAUAGUGAUCACAACGUUGGCGGGAAUGCUGCUAAUGUUGUUUCCGACGCCAAUGAUGACUAG